Messenger RNA from Aplysia californica (California sea hare), 1642 nucleotides. Its product is annotated as neuronal acetylcholine receptor subunit beta-3-like. Gene Ontology annotation, biological process: monoatomic ion transmembrane transport; nervous system process; signal transduction. The transcript has 3 exons. Lineage: Eukaryota; Metazoa; Mollusca; Gastropoda; Aplysiida; Aplysiidae. Gene Ontology annotation, cellular component: synapse; neuron projection; membrane. Gene Ontology annotation, molecular function: extracellular ligand-gated monoatomic ion channel activity; transmembrane signaling receptor activity; neurotransmitter receptor activity. The record is from RefSeq and is a predicted model, not a curated record. The annotation marks the transcript as partial.
CGAGUGGGUUUGAACAGCUACCUCAUUUUCACUUGGAAGGACGAGAAGCUCCAGUGGAACCCGGCUGACUACGGGGGGCAAACUGAGAUCACCGUCAUGUCUAGCAGAAUCUGGUUACCCUACCUGAACUUGCAGAACAGUUUAAGCGACUCCCCGCAGUCCUUGCUCGAUUUAUCGACGCAUACGCCAGUUCUGAUCAACAACGAAGGCAUCAUCAAAUGGUGGAUCUAUGCUCCAAUGUUGACUGUCUGCAAACUGGACAUGACGUACUUCCCUUACGACAAACACUACUGUAACUUUGUUCUGGUCGUUAUUGGCUACAGAGGGUUCGAGUUGGAAUUGAACUGCACAGAUUCCCGACCAAACAAUGUUUUUUUUGUCACCAAUGGAGAGUGGGAAGUUGACGCGGGUGAUUACACAUACAACUCCUUUACGCUGCCCACCGGCCAGGCAGUCAGUAUGGUGACCUCCAUCAUCACUUUUGGGCGACUUCCGGGGUAUUUCGUCAUCAACCUACUCUUCCCAACCUGUGCUCUGUCCCUUCUCAACAUCUUGGUGUUCAUCCUGCCCGCGGAUUCCGGAGAGAAGGUCGGAUACUCAAUAACAGUUUUGCUAUCAGUGAUGCUACAAAUGGGCCUGACAGCAGACUAUCUUCCAAAGACCUCUGAUGUGGUGCCCCUUAUCACGCAGUACUUGACCAUCCUCACCAUACUUAGUAUACUCAGUGUUGUAGCUACCGUCCUCAUCCUCUUCCUUCACCACAAAAGUGAUGAACAGGAACAGAAGAAGGUUAAAAUCUUGGGCGUACUGAACAAGAUGAUGAGGCCGAAGAAAAAGAAAAGCAGUGACGCGGGGGUGAAUAAGAAGAAGGAUAAUGCUGGUGGUGGCGGUGUUGGUGUUGGUGUUGGUGUUGGUGUAGGAGGUCGAGAUGGAGGAGGAGGAGACAAUGCGGAAAAAGGUAGCUCCCUGGAAUCAGGCCAUCCCUUCUGGACGUGGAGGAGCAGGGCUGCCAAGGUCCAGCCUCGUUUGCGAUCCAAAGAUGACCCCGAAACGGGCGUGGUUUCGCUGGAGGACCCCGAUACUAAUUCUUCUACAGAUCUGUCAAAAUCUACUCAAAAGUCUACUGAAUUUGAUCCGGGUGAGUCGGACAGCGGAACCGGGGGCUCAUUUUGUGACCUUGAGAAUGUGACGUCAUGCCCCAACCUCAGGACUCAAAGAUUUGCUGACGCUUGCUCGAAUGGAGAAAAAGCGGAGACGAGAUGUGUAGGCAGCCCUUGGGCUGUCAAGACGCGUGAGAAAAAAUGCGUGGGCAAAAAAGAGGAACCGGUUCUGAAGCAGCUGUCCAAUGUGGUAGAUUAUUUGUGCUUCUUGGUCUUCUCCUUUGUGUGGCUUGCUGCAACCAUAGUCUAUAUGACUGCCCUGUUCUCCUCCUGAGUUAUGAGCACGGGGUUGAUGGCAUUCGUUAAAAGAUAGUAACGGACUUUACACGAUUAAUCAAAUAGGUACUUAAGCUUAAACUUAUUAAAAGGCGAACAGCAGCAGCUGUGACCAAAGGUGGGAGGAAUGAAUGAAAAAAAAUGGAGACGAGAGCAGAGGCGAUUCUCUAAAUUAUAAAGUGUAUUUAUAUAGUAUAGCGCAAAUG